This is a messenger RNA of Callithrix jacchus (white-tufted-ear marmoset), 6434 nucleotides long. It is a transcript of the gene KBTBD12, whose product is annotated as kelch repeat and BTB domain containing 12. NCBI's taxonomy places the organism in Eukaryota, Metazoa, Chordata, Mammalia, Primates, Cebidae. The record is from RefSeq and is a predicted model, not a curated record. Gene Ontology annotation, molecular function: protein binding.
GAUGCUCAGUAGGGUCUGGGACACGCGCGGGAGACCCUGCGCAGGCGCACAGCGGCUGGCGGGGCUACCGCGGUGCGGUCUCGCGCCACCUCCAAGCCGAAGGCAGCACCUGUCGCCUCGGAGGAGCUGCCAGCUCCCUCCCUCCUCCUCCGCAGGGCGCGGUACCUCUAUUUAUAUCGCUCAGCCGGUACAGGCCUAUAUUGGGCAGUGCCAUCAGUCAGGCCUGCUGGCCACCCUGCGACCCGGGAACGUCCAGGACAGGUCGUGGAGCCAUCGCGGGGCCCCUGCUGAGCAAGUGGGGCCACGCCCGGAACCAGGCGGCACCUCCAAAUGUUUCCUGACAUCUCUGUAGCUUCGUGAGUAAUCAGACAUGCAAAUAGCCCCUCAGAAAUCAAGCUAAACUUAAAGAAGACUUAGUUGGAAACUUUGGAGAGUAGAUCAUGGAGUGCAAGAUUGAGGGAAAAGAAAAAUACCAACAUAGCUUGAAUUUACUGAAUCAAAUUAAGAACAUGAAAGAAUUAGCAGAAAUGAUUGAUGUGGUACUCAUUGCAGAAGAAGAGAAAUUUCCUUGCCACAGACUGGUCCUGGCUGCAUUUAGUCCUUAUUUCAAAGCUAUGUUCACCUGUGGACUACUUGAAUGUAAUCAAAGGGAAGUCAUACUUUAUGACAUCACAGCAGAAAGUGUGGCAGUGUUAUUAAAUUACAUGUACAAUGCAGCUUUGGAUAUCAAUAAUGCCAAUGUACAGACGGUAGCUAUGGCUGCCUAUUUUAUGCAGAUGGAAGAAGUCUUCAGUGUGUGUCAAAAAUAUAUGAUGGACCACAUGGAUGCUUCGAACUGUUUAGGUAUCUAUUAUUUUGCAAAGCAGAUUGGAGCUGAAGAUUUAUCUGAUCAAUCAAAGAAAUAUUUAUAUCAGCACUUUGCCGAGGUGAGCUUACAUGAAGAAAUACUAGAAACUGAAGUGCACCAAUUUUUGACACUUAUUAAAUCAGAUGAUCUUAACAUAUCCAGAGAAGAGAGCAUUCUGGAGUUAGUUCUGAGAUGGGUAAAUCAUAACAAAGAAUUGCGUACAGAGCAUCUUGUUGAGCUUUUGAAGCAAGUCAGAUUGGAACUUGUAAAUCCUUCUUUUUUAAGACAAGCCUUAAGAAGGAACACAAUGCUUCUGUGUGAUGCAGAUUGCAUUGACAUAAUUCAAAAUGCAUUCAAAGCCAUCAAGACACCCCAACAGCACUCUCUAAAUCUGCGCUAUGGCAUGGAGACUACCAGUCUUCUGCUUUGCAUUGGCAACAAUUCUUCAGGAAUCAGAUCAAGACAUAGGAGCUAUGGGGAUGCCAGUUUUUGUUAUGAUCCUAUAUCACGGAAAACCUAUUUCAUCUCAUCUCCCAAGUAUGGAGAGGGUUUAGGAACUGUGUGUACUGGUGUUGUAAUGGAAAAUAACACUAUAAUUGUGGCUGGAGAAGCAAGUGCCUCUAAACUCUCUAGACAGAAGAACAAGAAUGUCGAAAUUUAUAGGUAUCAUGAUAGAGGAAACCAGUUUUGGGAAAAGUUAUGCACAGCUGAAUUUCGAGAACUCUAUGCUCUGGGCAGUAUUCAUAAUGACCUCUAUGUUAUAGGAGGACAGAUGAAAAUUAAAAACCAGUAUCUUAUUACAAACUAUGUUGAUAAGUACUCUGUAGAACGGGACAAUUGGAAAAGGGUGUCUCCCCUUCCACUGCAAUUGGCAUGUCAUGCUGUAGUGACAGUGAAUAAUAAACUUUAUGUGAUUGGAGGCUGGACCCCUCAGAUGGAUCUUCCUGAUGAAGAACCUGAUCGAUUAAGCAACAAACUGUUGCAGUAUGACCCCAGCCAAGAUCAAUGGAGUGUGCGGGCACCCAUGAAGUACUCUAAGUACCGAUUCAGUACAGCCGUAGUCAACAGUGAGAUUUAUGUUCUGGAUGGUCUACAGGGUAUCUCCCAAAAAGCAGCCACUGAAACCUUCUUCACCAGGAAGGCAGCAUGGUAAAGUAGGGAAGGCACCAGCUUUGGAGUUGAGCAUAUUCGAAUUGAAAUCCUGACUUAAUACUUGUAUGUUCUUGGUCUAGUAAAUCUUUUGUUGUUGUUGUUGCUAAUAUUAAAAUGAGAAUGCCUACCUCUUUGAAAUAUUAAGGUAAAAUAAUAUAUGUAUAAUCCCUACAAUAUAAGUGUUCAGACAUUAUAACUAUUGAGCCCCUUUGUUACAGACACUUUGCUAAAGUCUUUGCUCAACAGUUUCACUUAAUAGUCAUAAAAGUAGAUAAAUUAUUAACUGUGUUCUGAAUAGCUGGCUAGAUAUCUAGACUCAUCCUCCAACUAAAAAAACCCUAAAAAUGUUGUAAAGCAUAUCUUUAAAAACCUUUUAAGAUCUGACAUGCCAGUAAGAAUUUAGCAGGUCAAAAGCCAAAUGAAAGCAGGAGACUUCCAACUAUGAAGAACUGAAAAAGUCAACAUUCUAUACUCAGAAUAACCAUAAAAUCAGGCAAAUUUGUCAAAAACAACCAUUUUGGAGCUCUAUAAAUCAAUCAUAAAUAACAAUUGAGAAGAGUUUUUUUGUUUAAAAACAGUACUGAGCUUGAAGUAAGACUUCAGGCAGUCUGUAGCAUUCUCUUGUGAGGCUGGCCCUGUCCCUCACCACAGCUCAUUUAACAUGCUAGAGUGGGGCUGGCUACAAAAAUUAGAAGCUUUUCUUGCUAAAGGGGGCUGACAUGUUUGUGAGUAGAUGGUGGAAACCCCACACUCACAAUGGAAAAUGGGAAAAGCCUACAGUUCUAGCCUGAGAUUUCAGUCCUGGUUGGUACAACAGCAGACAAAAGAACUGGCCAGAAAUUUAACAGGAAGAUCCUGGAAAUGAGAAAGUCAUAGAGAAAUGUGAUAAAAUCAUCUCUUGGAGGCCAAGAAAGCUGCAUAAACAUGCAGCACCAAAGAGGGCUCGAGUUCUCCACACAGCCCUGACUUCAUGCAAUCCAGGGGAGACUUAAGAGGGCCCAAGCUCUCCACACAUUCCUAGAUGACUGGGAGGUUGAGCACAUGUACAGAGCAGACCCAGGAGGGACAGGCAGAAGGUAAAAGUCACAACAGACUUGAAAACUCUCUGAACUUCUAAUGUCCUCCCAUGCAGAUCCACCAGGAGAGGGUAGUAGCCUUACUGGUGUUUGACCACAACCACCAGUCAUUGACAGUGCCUAAGCUAUGCAGAAAUAAAGGUGACUCAUAGGCUAAAAUAUAAAAAAAAUGAUCAUUUCUGAAAACAGAGGAGAGAUAGCAGCAAAUGGUAGAAGAGACAUAUUCAAUUUAGGCAAGUUACUUAAAAACAAACAGCAACAAAAAAGCAGUCAAAAAACAGAGAAGAAAGAAACCCUCAGGGAAAAAAAAGAAAAUCAGGAUAAAAGGUUGCUGCUAUAUAUUAUCCAUAAUAUCCAGUACCAAAAAAAAAUUACAACACAUGAAAAAGAAAAGAAAGAGAAAUGUCUAACCCAUUUGAGGGUGGGAGUGGUGCAGAAGUAUUCAAUAAACGCUGUCUCACCCAGGGAGUGAGCCUGGAUGUUGAAUUUGGGAGGCAGUCUUCAAAGUGACUAUCAAAUACAUGUUCAAAUAAUUAAUGAAAACCAAUAUUAAAGAAUUAAAGGAAAAUAUGUCAAUCAGCCCAUUAAGAAUAGAAAUUAUCUAAAAAAAUAGAAAUUCUAAACUUGUGAAGGACAAUAAACCAAAUAAAAAUGCACUGAAGGGGCUCAGGACCACAUUUGAGAUGCAAUAUUAGAAGAAAGAAUCAAUGAACUUGAAAUCCAUAGAGAUUAUAUAAUCUGAAGAAGAGAGAAAAAAGUUGGAGAAAAAUUAGCAGGACUCAGAGUCAGGUGGAAUAAAAUCAAACCUACAAACAGAUGUUUAAUGAGAAUUCUAAAAGGAAAUGGGAGAGAGAAGUAAUAGUCAAAAAUUUCUGAAAUUUGAUGGAAAAACAUUAAUCUACAGAUCCAAAAAAAUUGUCAGACCUCAUGUAGGAUAAAUUCCCAGAGAUCCUCACCUAAAUACAUAAUAGAAGAACUGCUAAAGACAGAAAAUUCUUAAAAGCAGCAAGAUAAAAUGACACAUCAUAUAGAAGGGAACAACAGUAUACCUAACAGAUGAGACUUACCAGAAACAAAAGAGGCAGAUAGGCAAUGGGAUAUCUUAUUCAGUGUUACAAGGAAAAAAACUGACCAAUCAAGAAUUCUGCAUCCAGAAAAACUGUGCUUCAGAACUUAAGGUGAGGCUGGGCACUGUGGCUCGUACCUAUAAUUCCAGCACUUUGGGAGGCCAAAGUGGGCAGAUCACUUGAGGUCAGGAGUUCGAGACCAGUGUGGUCAACAUGGUAAAACCCCAUAUCCACUAAAAAUACAAAAAUUAGCUAGGUGUGAUGGCGUGUGUCUGUAGUCCCAGACACUUGGGAGGCUGAGGCAGGAGAAUUGCUUGAACCUGGGAGGUGGAGGUUGCAGUGAGCCAAGAUCGCACGACUGCACUCCAGCCUGGGAACAGAACAAGACUUCGUCUCAAAAAAAAAAAAAAUUAAGGUGAAACAGACAUCCCCAGAUGAAUAAAGAUGGAGACAAUAUGGGGCUAGCUAACUUACAAGGAGGUGAUGCUAGACAGUAACCUGAGUCCACAGAAAGAAAUUAAUAGCACAAGAAAUGGUAAAUAUAUAGGUAAAUAAAAAAGGCUGCAUAAAUACAUGUUUUUCUUUUUUCUUCUCUUAAUUUCUUUAAAAGAUAUAAAAGAAUACAGAUGCUCCUUGACUUACAAUGGCAUUCUGAUCCAAUAUACCCAUCAUGGGUUGAAAAUAUAGAAAGUAAAAAAUGAAUUUUAUACCCUAAUAAACCCAUCAUGAAGUUGAAAAUACUAAGUUAAACCAUCAUUAGUUGGGGAUCAUCUGUAAAGCAGUAAUUGUGAUACUAUAUAGUUGGGUUUUUCACAUAUGUAGAUGUAAUAAUAUAUGACAAUAUCAGAGUAGAAGAGGAGAAAAUGGAAAUAUUUUGGAACAAAGUUGCUGUUUGUAAGAAAGUCAACUCAAUAUUAACCUAAAAUAGAGAAUGACAAAAUAAAAUAUAUGUUAGAAUUUCUAGAGCAACCACCAAGAUUUUUAAAAAUAGUUUAAAAGUCAACUAAAAAAGCCAGGCACAGUGGCAUGCACCUGUAAUUCCAGCUACUUGGAAGGUUGAGGUGGGAGGAUCACUUGAGCCCAAGAGUUCAAUACCAGCCUGGGCAAUAUAGUGAGACCCCUGCUCAAAAAAAAAAGUUACAAAAGAAAAUGGUACACUUAAAAAUGUAUUAAAUAGGCCAGGCACAGUGGUCCAUGCCUGUAAUCCCAGCGCUUUGGGAGACUGAGGCAGGCAGAUCCCAGUCAUGAGAUUGAGACCAUCCUGGCCAACAUGGUGAAACCCCAUCUCUAUUAAAAUAAUUUUUUUAAAAAAAUUCAGGCAUGGUGGCAUACACCUGUAGUUCCAGCUACUUGGGAGGCAGAGGCAGGGGAAUAGUUUGAACCCGGGAGGUGGAGGUUGCAGUGAGAUUGCACCACUGCACUCCAACCUGGCGGCAGAGCAAGACUUCAUCUCAAAAAAAAAAAAAAAAUGUGUUAAAUACAAGAGAAGGCAGCAAAGGAGGAACAGAGAAAAAGAGUUACAAGAUGUAGAAAACAAAGCGAAAUGGCAGAUGUUUAGCCAGUCAUUAUCAAAAAUUUUAUCAAAUAGGAAUGGACCAAACGCCCCAAUCAAAAAUCAGAGAUUUUCAUACUGAAUAAGAAAUUAAGAUAAAAUACAUGGCUCUAUAAGAGACUCAUUUUGUAUUCGAAUACCCAAAUAGGUUGAAAGUUUUACUAUCAUUUUAUGAUAGAGAAAGCCAUAAAAUGCAAACAGCAAUAUUAAGAGAGGUGCAGUGACUAUAUCAUCCAACAAAAUAGAGUAGAACUUUUACUACAGAGAAACAGAAAAAUUUUAUGAUAAUAAAAUUGUCAAUAAUAUCAGGAAACUACAGCAAUUAAGAAUGUGUCAUACCCAACAAGAAAGACCUAAAAUACAUGAAGCAAAACCUGAGAUGAAGCUGGGCACAGUGGCUCAUGCCUGUAAUCUCAGCACUUUGAGAGAUUGAAGCAGGCAGAUCACUUGAGGUUAGAAGUUCAAGACCAGUCUGGCCAACAUGGCCAAUCUCUACUAAACAAAAAUAAGCCAGGCAUGGUGCCAUAUGCCUAUAGUCCUAGCCACUCAGAAGGCUGAGGCAGGAGAGUCACUUGAACCCAGGAGGCAAAAGUUGCAUUGCGCUGAGAUGGUGCCACUGCACUCCAGCCUGGGUGACAGAGUGAGACUCUGCCCAGGAGUCCAGAAAAGAAAAAAAAAAAAAAGAAAUAGUCAAGCAAUCAUCAGUGGAGAUUUAUACCACCAUCACGAAUUGAUAGAAU